Molecule: messenger RNA, 2451 nt
Organism: Coccidioides immitis RS
Lineage: Eukaryota; Fungi; Ascomycota; Eurotiomycetes; Onygenales; Onygenaceae
Product: neutral trehalase
Exons: 6
Coding region: 256-2451 (731 amino acids)
Biological process (GO): trehalose catabolic process
Cellular component (GO): cytoplasm
Molecular function (GO): calcium ion binding; alpha,alpha-trehalase activity
Source: RefSeq, a predicted model, not a curated record
AUCACUAGCCAGGUUAUCAUCGGCCUUGCCAGAGACCUCCAGGCUGGUUGGCUGUAACGGCUGAACGUCACACCUUGGCGGCUUGACUCUGUCAUACUACGAGUGACAUCCACAAAUACCUUGCACCCGGCCCAUCUUCUCCACCUUUUCAAGGCACGUUGACCUCCAGCUCCAUUCGUACCUCAGACCUUGAACUCGAACACCCGGCGGUACAUUAAUAUCGCUAAAACAGCAAACUGCAGUCCGUCGUGUAGGAUGAACUCGUCAUAUGCGAGUUCAAGGCAUUCUCGGUCGAGCUCUGACGGUAUUGAUCCAUUCUCCGAUCCUGACAUCUACUACGGCGGAAACGAGAGCAUUGUGGGACAGCAUGCUCGGACUCACAAGCGGGCACACUCAUCGUCUUUGAAGAGGUUUGAUUUUACAGAGAUAAGUGCUUUUAUCGGCAGGAGAUCUAGUCACGAUGAGGUUUCUCAUCCCCGAAGGUUCCUCAUCGACGUCGAUGCGACAUUGGAGGCAUUGCUUGAAAGGGAAGAUACGGACAGAAAUAUGCAGAUAACAAUUGAGGAUGAGGGGCCGAAGGUGUUCUCUGUCGGUACUGCCGCCUCGUCCGGCUUCAACAGAUUUGAUUUGAGGGGCACCUAUAUGCUUUCGAACCUCCUCCAAGAGCUAACCAUCGCGAAGGACUAUGGGCGAAAACAUAUUGUUCUCGAUGAGCAGCGCUUGAAUGAAAAUCCCGUUAGCCGCUUGUCUCGGCUAAUCAAUAAUUCGUUCUGGAAAGCUCUCACGCGACGUAUUGACGGCUCUAAUAUUGAUGUUGUUGGGAGAGAUCCGAAGGAUUGGACGGAUGACCCGCGACCUCGGAUAUACGUACCUCCAGGAGCGCCGGAGCAGUAUGAAUAUUAUAAAAAGAUCGCAGAAUCACAACCUGAAUUGCGUUUGGAUGUUCAGCUUCUUCCGCCGGAAGAAGAGAUUACCGCUGAAUUUGUGAGGGACUUGAACAAUAAGCCCGGGCUUUUGGCACUGGCAAUGGAGGAAUAUGUCGACCCGGUCACUGGAAAACUCGAUUUGAGAGGCGUGCCGUAUGUGGUCCCUGGCGGACGAUUCAAUGAAUUGUACGGAUGGGAUAGCUACAUGGAAUCCCUUGGGCUUCUCGUAUCCGACAGGGUUGAUCUGGCGAAAAGUAUGGUCAUAAACUUCUGCUUUUGCAUCAAGCAUUACGGGAAGAUCCUCAACGCCAACCGAUCAUAUUAUCUUUGCCGAUCUCAGCCUCCGUUUCUCACAGACAUGGCAUUGAGAGUCUAUGAACGUAUUAAACCGGAGCCAGAUUCACUAGAGUUUCUUCGCCAUGCUAUGCUAUCUGCGAUUAAAGAGUAUCAUAGUAUCUGGAUGUCCGAGCCGAGACUUGAUCCUGAUACGGGGCUAUCGAGAUACCGUCCGGGCGGCAUUGGUGUUCCGCCAGAGACCGAGCCGACUCAUUUUUAUCAUAUUUUAACCCCUUAUGCUGAGAAACACGGCAUGACUUUUGAUCAGUUUGUCCAGGCAUAUAACAGCGGAGAGAUUAAGGUUCCAGACUUGGAUGAGUAUUUCCUGCAUGAUCGAGCAGUCCGAGAGUCGGGACACGACACUUCAUACCGCCUUGAAAAGGUAUGCGCCAACCUAGCGACAGUUGACCUUAAUUGCCUAUUAUAUAAAUACGAAGUCGACAUCGCCCGGACAAUCCGCGAUUUCUUUAAGGACAAACUAUAUAUUCCCCCCGAGUUCCGUGCAAAGGGGAAUGAGGCAAGGGAAUUUGAGUCAUCUGCACUAUGGGAUCGUCGUGCAAAGCGAAGAAAGGCGCUUAUCGACAAGUACAUGUGGAAUGAAGAGAAGGGCAUGUACUUCGACUAUGACACCGUCAAAAAGGAGAUGACUUCCUACGAAAGCGCAACCACUUUCUGGACCAUGUGGGCCGGCGUUGCAACCCCUCGACAAGCGUCGAUACUUGUCAGCAAAGCUCUUCCCCUAUUCCGAGCAUACGGUGGCCUUGUGUCGGGAACGGAAGAGUCGAGAGGUGUCGUUGGUAUUGACCGUCCCAACCGCCAAUGGGAUUAUCCAUAUGGUUGGGCACCGCAGCAGAUGCUCGCGUGGACGGGACUUUUACGUUACGGAUAUCAAGACGAAGCUGAAGGACUAGCGUAUAGAUGGCUGUACAUGAUCACCAAAGCGUUUGUGGACUUCAACGGUGCAGUUGUAGAGAAAUAUGACGUUACGAGGCCAAUUGAUCCGCAUCGUGUGGAUGCCGAGUAUGGGAAUCAGGGAAGUGACUUCAAGGGUGUCUCAAGAGAAGGGUUCGGUUGGGUCAACGCAAGUUUUGUCUACGGACUCCAGUUUCUAAAUGCUCAUAUGAGACGUGCACUUGGUGCUUGUACACCAUACGAAACCUUUAUCAAAGCAACGGCAUUUCAAUACUAG